CAGGCGCCCCGCCCACGCCUGUCCAGCGCGUCGGAUCUAAGCGGUGAUCGCGUCGGUCGGCAGCAGCAUCCUCCUCUCCAAGCUCCGCGCACAGCUCACCUGGCUGCACCGCACCGAGGAUUCAUUUCUGCGUUAGUAUUCCCUCCUCAUCAGGGCGAGGAAGAAGAGGAGAACAUAGCCCAGGCAGACGUCAUUAUGCCAGGUAGAGUGUGAAAGGGAGGUGGGGGAGCAACACUGCGGGGCGUGCGUGGAGUAGGUGGCCUCUCCAUCCGGGUGAACACCUUUCCGGGCUCCAGGCGGGCACCAUGUCGGACGGCUGGAGGCUGCUGCUGAUGCUGGCUCUGCUCGCCAUUGUGGGAGUCGGCCUCGGGGCAGACACAGAGGAGCGGCUGGUGGAGCAUCUCCUAAAUCCAGCGCAUUACAACAAGCUGAUCCGACCUGCCACUAAUGGUUCUGAGCUGGUUACCGUGCAGCUUAUGGUGUCACUGGCCCAACUUAUCAGUGUGCAUGAGAGAGAACAAGUGAUGACCACAAAUGUCUGGCUCACGCAGGAGUGGCAGGACUAUCGGCUGACUUGGGUCCCAGAGGAGUUUGAUGGAAUGAUGAAGGUCAGGCUGCCCUCUAAACACAUCUGGCUGCCAGACGUGGUCCUCUACAACAAUGCGGAUGGGGUCUACGAGGUGUCCUUCUACUCUAACGCAGUGGUGUCCUAUGAUGGCAGCAUCUUCUGGUUGCCUCCCGCCAUCUAUAAAUCAGCCUGUAAGAUUGAAGUAAAGCACUUCCCUUUUGACCAGCAGAACUGCACGCUGAGAUUUCGCUCCUGGACCUAUGACCGUACAGAAAUAGAUCUCGUGCUUCGUGCUGACGUGGCCAGCAUGGACGACUUCACGCCUAGCGGAGAAUGGGAUAUAAUUGCUCUGCCAGGCCGACGAAAUGAGAACCCAGCUGACCCCACCUACGUGGACAUCACAUAUGACUUCAUCAUCCGCAGGAAGCCGCUGUUUUAUACCAUCAACCUCAUCAUACCCUGUGUGCUCAUCACUUCCCUGGCCAUCCUGGUGUUCUACCUGCCGUCAGACUGCGGAGAGAAAAUGACGCUUUGUAUCUCGGUGCUGCUGGCUCUCACUGUGUUCCUGCUGCUGAUUUCAAAGAUUGUACCACCAACCUCCCUAGACGUCCCUCUGGUGGGGAAAUACCUGAUGUUCACCAUGGUUCUAGUCACUUUUUCCAUAGUCACCAGUGUCUGUGUGCUCAACGUCCAUCACCGCUCUCCUACCACGCACACCAUGCCUCCCUGGGUCAAACUGGUGUUCCUCAACAAGCUCCCUGCCCUGCUCUUCAUGCGACAGCCAAGGAACAGCAGUGAGCGCCAGCGGUUACGCCAGAGGAGGAGAGCACAGGAGCAAAAGGAAGGCGGGCGCAGCGGGGAGCCGGGGCCCCUGAUGGUGGGUCUGGGACUUGGUGGCGGAGGUGGCAAUGGAGGGGGAACCACCUCAUCUGUUUUUGGGAAGGACGACGGGGACCCUUGCACGUGCUAUGUGAACCGGGCGUCUGUUAAACAGUUUGGAGGUGAACUGGUGGGCGCUGGAGGGGGAUCAAUGGACGGUCUAAACAGAGUGAGAGAUGGCCGGGAGGGUGGGUCUGGAAACCUGCCAAGGGGGAAGCAGGCAGCCGGAGGUCCUGCUUUGACUCAGGCCUUGCUGGCUCAAGCCUGUUCAGGAUUUGAUGAGGCAGUGGAAGGAGUUCGCUUCAUCGCCAACCAUAUGAAGAGCGAAGAUGAUGAUCAGAGCGUAAGCGAAGACUGGAAGUACGUUGCCAUGGUGAUCGACCGGCUCUUUCUCUGGAUUUUUGUGUUUGUUUGCGUGUUCGGCACGUUGGGCAUGUUCAUGCAGCCCCUCUUCCAGAAUUACACAGUGAAAACCAUCAACACACCAGGCUGAUUGUUCCCCAAACGGCAAACACGUAACGGACAGCUCAGCUCCCUGACCAAUCAGCACAGCAGGACAAAGGCCCAAGGUGUUUUGGUGGUGUGAGAAUGUGUGUGUGCGUAUGUGCGUGUGUGUGUGAGAUAAUGUACCUUGGGAUGGGGAUUUUAAUGUAAUAAUGUCUAUGGAACUGGAAUCGCACUGGUACUGAACAGCUGUCUCGUCCAUUAACUUUAUGACAACAUUUUUGCAACAAGCAAACCUAUUUUCUUCUAUGAGCAUUGAAGAAAUUACAGUGAAACUCUUUUUCCUGCAUUUUUUAUUGUUGCUGGAAAAUCAAAACAGACUGACCUCCCCUCUCUGGUGUUAAGAUCCUCCCAUUCCCCCCUCCUCAGCCUGUCAAAGAGUCUCUAAGAGUGAGGACUCUUGGAUUUUCUCCUUUUUACACCCUGCCAAAUCACUCUGACUGCGUAACAGCAUCUCCACAGCAGGAAUGAGUCCAUGGUGGUGUUGAAUGAUAUUAGACAUCAGAGGGGGAAGAAAAGUUCAUAUUAAGCUUCUUCUGUUGUUUUAAAAAAAAUCCACUGUCAGUGAACUGAUUUAGUCCGUGUUAUCAUAGCGUAGCAGCUUGCCACAAGCAUAUAGCAUUAAGUAAAUAUUAGUAUUUCUAAACAUCAGUUCAUACACAGGUUUGUUGCUGAUGGAGAAGUGACAGAGUGUUGUGCGAUUGUAAAGAUGUAAAAGGAAUGUGAUUUUAAACUGUAUGGGGCAGCCAGUGUCCUGCACACUAACCGUACGUGUGACAGCUGCAUAUUAAAGGGACAUAUAAAGAGGAUGCUAAUGCUUAAAGAAAGCUAGGAAGGAAUAAUAUUAAGAAAUCAUGCAUGGACCCAUUUUUUUUUUUUCUUGCUUAAAGUGUUUCAACUUGCUGUAGCAGAGGGCGCAGUUGCAGAUGAGUCCUGAAAAAUGCAGGAAUCUGAGCCAAAAUGGUGCAAUAGAACAGAAUAAGUGCUGGACACAGGAAUGUGAUUUCUAUUUAACCAGUUGGAGUACCGAGCUAAGAGGAGGCAUUGGUUGUAGGGAUGGUUGGAGGGUAAAGCAAAUCAACAGAGACUUCUGGAUUAUUGUGUGUAUUAACAUGGUUUCACAGCUGUUUGCUUUGAGUUACCCUUCUAACCACCAGGGUGUUUGAAAUAUACCUAUUUGCUGUCUGUUCUCCUCGUUAGAGAUGCACCUACAAAAAAAGCUUGUGACCUCAUUCAGUCAAUCUCCAGCUUCCAGCCCCAGAGAGAAACUCCAAAUGUACUUAUUUACUACUUCAGUGUGGUGUUUCAAAUUAAAAGGCAGAGAAAGCACAGAAAAGCUAGAAUAUCUUUAGAGGAAACAGGGUCGUUCAUGUCAUCUGGUAAAGGUUUGUUCAGGCUGAGCAAGAAGGACUUUGCAGUAGAUGACUGGAAGGAUUACAUGUUGCUUUAUUCUUUUAAGAUUUCAAUCUGUUUGAAAACCUGCUAAAUUGGGUCAUGUUUAAAUCCUUUUAAAUGAAAAAGUCAGGAUCUAGACCAGUGAUUCCCAACCUGUACGUGUGUAAAUGUGCCCCUAGUGAUCCGCGAGUGCAUUGCAAGGGGCACAUGAAAAUAUUUUAUUCAUUUUUCUAAGGGCCAGAUUGAAAAAUUGAACAAGCUUUUAUUAACCAAAAAUAUAAGAUUUUACAGCCUGAAAGUAGCUCAGAUAGCUCACACUGAGCUGUCUGAGCUCAUCAAAGCAGCUGAGGUGUCUGGAUGAAAACAGAGUAAAACUAAUAAAGUCAGUCUGACUGUAAUUUUUCUGUAUUUCCUUCCCAAUUCCUCAAGUUUAAAUCUGAUUAAAAGGGAGUUACUCAGAGGAGCUCCAGCUUUAUAAAACACAGGUUUAUAAUAUGCUUUUAUUUUGUAUUUAUUCCCUUUCCUACUAACUUCCAGGCAGCAUCUUUACGCUGUUUUUUUUUUUUUAUUUCAAAUGGAAAGAAUAAAAAGCCUCAGAAUUGAAUGCUCAAAUUAAAAGAUUAAGUAAAAUAGUUUUGUUUCAACUUUUCGACAAUCAUCUAUACUUUUGACUGAGAAGGGUUCUAAUGGGAAGACAUAAAAGGUUGGGAAACACUAGUCUAGAUUAUGGGGAAAACAUGUAGACUUUACUGUUUUUGCAAUGCAAUUCUAUUUAUGAGACACCUUUUUAACAUGUCAAUUCUUGAAUAACUGUUUCCAAAAUGAUCAAAUAUUGUUGGUAAAACCUAGUUAUUUUUUAUCUGUCUGGUAUAGAAAUGAUUCUGUCCGAUUCUGAAUGAUACAAAGUCCAAAAAGUACUUUGAAACAGUAAUCCACUUAUUACUGGAUUAGAUUACUAGAUUGGCAUCCAUUCAUUCCUAUUUAUCUACUUAAGGUUCUCCUUCAUCAUACACGUCCUAUGGUAAAGCCAGGUCACCUGAAUAGAAAUGUCUGUGCCAUAGCGCCAUCUCAGGAAGAAAAUAAAAAAGAAAUAAAUCUAUUCAGUGCCAUUCCUCUAUUCUUUAACAGCAAAGCCCUAAAAUAGGAAUCAGUAGCAACUCUAAAAAAAAAUCUCAGAGUUGCCACAAAAUUCAGUUUGGUGUAUCUCUCUAAUCCUCUAUGCCUGAAACAUUAGUGUAUAAAUGUGCAAACCCUUCUGCUCUAUUACUUCUGAAGGUUACAGCAUAAAGAUUGUGUGUUUUCCCACCCUAUGAUCAGUUAGUCCCUGCCAACCUAUGUCUACCCCUCAGCUGAACACUAAUAUUGAUCACAUCAUUAAUGCAUUAUUUUAUUUACAGUUCGGCUGAUUAGUUCUGUUUUCAGAAUCUUCCCUGGUUUCUUACCACCCGCUAAAGAUAGAAAAGAAUAUUUAUAAUCACCUGUGCAAUUAACAUUUUAAUAGGUAAAGAGCAUCAACUGUAGAAGAGGUACAUGAUAAAGUGUUUAAAGAUUGAAAAAAGUGGGGCAGGAAAAGAGGAAAGACUCAAAAUGUUUCACUAUAAAGGAAGAGUGCUAUAAACUCAUAAAGAAAAAUGCGUUUCCAUCCCUGUCACCAUCAUCAUCUGGGAGGUUCUUUAUCUUUUUACAGUCAUGUGGCCAAGUCGGCUGCUUCACUCGCUGGGAGAUGUCUUCCUCUCUGUGUCUCGAGGAUGGGAUCAUCCGUGGGGAUUCCCAGCAGAGCUCAAACAAGUGUGAAAAGCCUUUUAGAGACCCGUGAAUACUGUUGGCUGCAUGGCUCUGCACAGAGAAAGUGCCCACUCUCUGUUUGCUCCCUUUGACCUUUACACCCUCCUUCCUUUUUAUCGAUUCACUUCCUCUGAUGAUUAUGCUCCACUGUUCCUUCACCUUCCCCCUUUCCUGACUCUGAAAUCUGUUCACCUUAACCAGUCAAAUAAAGGUUUUAGGAUCAGAUUAAAAA
Molecule: messenger RNA, 5363 nt
Organism: Cyprinodon tularosa
Lineage: Eukaryota; Metazoa; Chordata; Actinopteri; Cyprinodontiformes; Cyprinodontidae
Gene: chrnb2
Product: cholinergic receptor, nicotinic, beta 2
Exons: 6
Coding region: 306-1940 (544 amino acids)
Biological process (GO): regulation of membrane potential; nervous system process; signal transduction
Cellular component (GO): synapse; postsynaptic membrane; neuron projection
Molecular function (GO): acetylcholine-gated monoatomic cation-selective channel activity; transmembrane signaling receptor activity
Source: RefSeq, a predicted model, not a curated record